Messenger RNA from Solea solea (common sole), 4410 nucleotides. It is a transcript of the gene creb5b, whose product is annotated as cAMP responsive element binding protein 5b. Gene Ontology annotation, biological process: regulation of transcription by RNA polymerase II. Lineage: Eukaryota; Metazoa; Chordata; Actinopteri; Pleuronectiformes; Soleidae. The record is from RefSeq and is a predicted model, not a curated record. The transcript is spliced from 11 exons. The coding region runs from base 78 to 1613 and encodes 511 amino acids. Gene Ontology annotation, molecular function: DNA-binding transcription factor activity, RNA polymerase II-specific; cAMP response element binding.
AGUCCAACGUGGUUUCUUCUCAGAGACUGCUUCACAUUUUCUACACUUGUUUGGUGAGUUGGAAGCCUCGUAGCAGCAUGCAGAGGACCGUGCAUGCGCCUCUGCAGUUUUAUGAGAACUCGGCCAGAGUGAUGAACUCAGACCAGGAAAGGCCGUUCGUGUGCAAUGCUCCUGGCUGUUCUCAGCGAUUCCCCACCGAGGACCAUCUGAUGAUACAUCGACACAAACAUGAGAUGACCCUAAAGUUCCCCUCCAUAAAGAAUGACAACAUGUUAUCAGACCAGACGCCCACACCGACACGUUUCUUGAAGAACUGUGAGGAGGUGGGAUUGUUCAGUGAACUGGACUGCUCCAUCGAGCAGGAGUUUUGCAAGGCCCAGGAAGAAGAGGACAGCAAACAGAAUAUCCAACUGCACAGUCAGUCAGGCCAAGGCCAGCACCAGCAGGCCCACUCGCGGAUGGGCAACCACGACACCAGCAUAGUGAUCCAGCAGGCCCUGCCCUCUCCUCAGUCCAGCUCUGUCAUCACACAGGCUCCAUCCACGAACAGACAGAUAGGGCCUGUACCCGGGUCUCUGUCCUCACUGCUGCACCUACGAAACCGACAGAGACAGCCUCUGCCUGCCUCCAUGCCUGGAACGCUGCCAGACCCAACUAUGCCUGGCUCCUCCGCUGUGCUGAUGCCUAUGGAGAGACAAAUGUCCAUGGGCUCCAAUAUGAUGGGUAUGCAAGGACCCCCCCACAGCAGCUCCUGUGCUUCCACUCACAUUCCCUCCAUGCACUCAGAAGCCAAACUGAGGCUGAAGGCUGCACUUUCACACCAUCCUGGUGCCAUCACCAAUGGAAACAUGAACUCCAUGGGCCACAUGAUGGAGAUGAUGUCAUCGCGGCCGGAGCAAGGCGCCCACCAUCACAUGCACUCACACCCGCACCAGCACCUGCAAGCUCCUCCCCACGCGUACCAGCACCACAGCCACCAUCACCACAACCAGGGCCACGGCCAAGGCGGACACCACCACCCACAGGGACACAACCCCCAUCAUAACUCCCACAAUCCCCACCUCCAUCCUGGCCACCCACACCAGACCUCACCACAUCCUCCAAUGCACUCUGCAUCACAGAUGUCACCUGCCACCCAGCAGAUGCAGCCCACGCAGACGCUGCAGUCUCCUCCCCCCAGCGGCGGGCGGCGCAGGCGAGUCGUGGACGAAGAUCCGGACGAACGCCGGCGGAAGUUUCUCGAGCGGAACCGAGCAGCAGCGACGAGAUGCAGACAGAAGAGAAAAGUGUGGGUGAUGUCGUUAGAGAAGAAAGCAGAAGAGCUCACGCAAACCAACAUGCAGCUUCAGAAUGAAGUGACCAUGCUAAAGAACGAGGUGACCCAACUCAAGCAGCUUCUCCUCACACACAAGGAUUGUCCCAUCACCACUAUGCAGAAAGAGUCCCAAGGUUACCUCAGUCCAGAGAGCAGUCCGGCGGGAAGCCCAACGCCAGCGUGUUCGCAGCAGCAGGUCAUUCAGCACAACACCAUCACCACCUCUACCACGACUGUAGGGGGCAGCAGUGUGCACGGACAAGCCAACCACCGCACAGACAUUAACCCCAUCCACUAGGGACCAGAGAGACUAUAACCCCCGACUGUUGCCCCCCUUGCUCCCCCCCCGUUUUAUGAGGGUCACCAGCUGCACUUGAUGCUCACCCUCUCUCCCUCCAUCAAGGAAAAACCUCAAAGGACCGUGAGGCUGUUCUUUAUACAGUAGCUACCGUAUGUAUUUUUAUACAGCAACCCUAUUCAUGCAUAAAUGUUCAAUGUUUGUUUUUUUUUGUCUGCUUUUUUUGUUUUUUUUGUUUAGCAGAGUUUUGCUAAUCUCAUGCAGCAUCUAAGUGACUUUCCUCCGUCGUGUUAUGGUACAAAAUGGACCACGGCACUGUCAUCUCGAGCAGAGCUUACAUCUCUGAAUGCCUAAUGGACUGAACUACAAGUCAAGCAUACACACCAUGUGUCACACGUAUGUAGCAUGUGUCAUCCUACAGAAGACUCGGAAUGAGCGAUUGAGGAGUUGCUGCCUUUAAGUCUUCUCCUCAAACCGAGUCGAACUGUCACCACGAUGUCUUGAAUACAGGAAUAUGCAAGCCGGUGUAACGAUCCUUUUCUUUUUCUAUUUCCUCUUGAGAAAUGUACAAGACUGUUAACCUUCUCCCUGUCAGAGGUUGUCUCAAACAGUGUUAUGACACAGAGCAUGACAGUGAACGCAUCAUACGAUCGAAUAGAAGCAAUACAUUGGAGUAUUGAUCCUCUUCUUUGCUGUAUGUCCACGACGUGAUCAGCGUGGUCAGCCACUCUGGUCCCUGAAGGACAUGCGGUGCUGUUACAGCUACAGAACUGUACACUGUGAUACCAGUGAGGCAGCUCGGGAGUUGAACCUAACUCCUCCGCUCUCCAGGACCAACUGAAGCUUUAAUUAUUGAGGCCUCUUUGAUUUUGUUUGUUAUGUUUGUGCGUCUGGAUCCACAUUUUGGAUUCCAAUUCCAAAUGAGUAUAACUUUUGAUUGUGUACGUCUGCAUAUUUGUUUUAUUGUUUCGUGUGCAUGUGAAAAAUGUAUAAUAAUAUUUUGCUUGUGCUUUGCUUUCUUCUGCUGCAGAGCAACCGGCGUGUGUGUAAAGAGCGAUACAAACAGAGAGUGAGAAAGUGACCAUGAUGUUUCAUUUAGUUUGUUUAUUUUUUUUUUCAAACUGGUUUUUCCCAAAACUGGCAUUGUGUAAGAGUUUCUGAACAGAAGCAUUGUAUGCCUGUGCUUUCUAAAAUGUCACAAUGUGCCUGAACAAAAAAACAAACAUUUCUAUCACCAUAGUAAUCUUAUCAAUCACCUUUCCUUUAUACAGUCAAAGCAUUAAUCGUUAUUUCCCUUGUUAUUGGCUUUACUGUGGAUGUCUGCUGCAUGUUACUGCAGGGCAAAACCAGCUGACCAAGGUGAAAAAUAACCCAUGUUCCACUUGACCUCUGCCCUCUUUAUCAAUUUCUCUCUCUCUCUCUCUCUCAGGCCUCCUCUGUAUCUCAGCUUGGCGUUGGAUGAUACUGGAUUGACAUUUUCUAUCUUCCUGUUAGCCUUGAAACUUAAUGCCUUCUCCCGUUGACCUACAACUCCUCUGUCUUUCCUUUUUUUUCUAUGACCAGGAAUGUCAAUUCACGAGCAUGAUGACCAUAAUGCACUGUGUGUUUUACAGUAGGAUGGAUAAGAUGCAUUCCACGAAACAGGUGGAGUGAUCAUAGAGCCGUCUAUGCACUUUGUCCUCUGCCAUGCCAGAGGGUAGAAUAGCCAUAUUAAGGUCUGAGUAAUUCUCAGCGAUUCCCCCUGUUUUUCCACACACCAGCGAGAACAUAACUUCACUGUGUUUGGCUUUAUCGAGAACCUGUGCCUGGCAUACGUCACAUGCCUGUAGAUAAAAGAAGGAAACCUAGAGCUUGCACCGUUUUUAUUCUGGGGGGAAAACGAAAAAUCCAGCUUCAACUUUGUCAAAGAUGAAGGAUGUGAAUUGAGAACACUCUUUUUUUUUUGUCAUCAUAGCUGGUUAAAUUCAUCCUCAUUCAGACCGUUUAAUCCAUGUUGUACCCAUGGAGUCUCUGUGUGUGCGUGUGUGUGUGUGUGUGUGCGUGGUUUAAUAUGCGUGUGUUGAUUAGACAAAGAAAUUGAUUCACUUGAAAAGGGCUUAGUUGCACCAACCCCUUUGAACUGAAGCUUGCCUUAUUUUUGGUUGUUUUCUAAAUGAUAUAUUGAUUACUAGACCAUUCCAAUUUCAACGUCUUGCAUGUGAAAAUAUUGUUAGGACCAUAAAUUACUUUAAACUCUUAUCGUUAGGAUGAUGUGGCUACUUUAGAGUCAAAUAAGGAGUCUCUACUUCCAUGAUCCAGGUUCAUUUGUUACUGUAUCGGCAGACAGACGGAUGAUCAGUGCGUGGCUGUGGCUGUGUGGAUUUGUGUGAGCCGUUUAGAACAAUUAUCACACGUUAAUUAUGUUAUAACGGAACUAUUUUAAAUAACUAUUGUACAUAAAGUCAGUCAUUUCUGUAACCCUGCACAUGUAAUGAAACCACCUUUCUUUUUGAAGGGAGCAAAUGUGUGGUACAUGUCUGUAAAUAAGGUUUGCAUAGCACUUGUUGCCUAUUGUUGUAUGUUGAGGCUACAUUUCAGCGCUUAAAUAAAUUGUUUAUAUGUAAUGAAAUGACGGAUCCAUUCUUACCUGCAUAACUUUGUAAAAAAAAAAUAAGAAAAAAAAAAGAAUAAUUUCUGUGUGAGUCUGUAACGACAUUGUCUUCAUGUUUAUGUUUUGCAUUUGUACAGAUGUGAAAGUUAUCACUGCAGUUAUGUACAUUAUGGUAUGAAAAUAAAGCACUUGUUCCAUAACAUACAA